CUUCUACGUGAUUUCGAGUGUAUGCCAAAGAAGAGAUCGAAAAGUUUGCAACCACUUAGUAGCAUACAUUCCGAAAUUGCAAGAUACGAAAGGGAUCUUAGAAAAGAAAUCUACCAAGAAAGAGACAAAAUGGCAGAGGAAGAAGGGAAUCAAGUAGGCCAACAAAGAGCUCUCAUGGUGUAUGUAAGGUCGAGUUUCAAUGCAAACCAACAAAGUAUUGCACGCCCGUCGGUUAAUGCCAAUAAUUUUGAGAUAAAUCCGGCAUUGCUCAAAAUGCUUCAAUUAACUCGUUCAAUUCUAUGGGUUGGCCAAUGA
Dovyalis caffra is the source of this 315-nucleotide messenger RNA. The record is from the annotation of a GenBank genome assembly. Lineage: Eukaryota; Viridiplantae; Streptophyta; Magnoliopsida; Malpighiales; Salicaceae.